AUGUUGCUUCUCCUUCUGAUCUCAAGUGCUUUUGUCCUGCCCUGGGCUGGGGCUGGAAGGAUCAUUGGUGGGAAGGAAGUUGUGCCCCACUCCAGACCCUACAUGGCUUAUUUAAAAAUAAAAGUUAAAGAUCGGUCUGGCUCAAAGCCUUCUUCCUGUGGAGGGUUCCUGAUUCGCCCAGAUGCAGUGCUCUCAGCAGCUCACUGUGUGCCUAAAAAAGGAUUGAAAGUCACUGUGAUUCUGGGAGCCCACAACAUAAAUGUCCAAGAAUGGAGCCAGCAGAGGAUCCAUGUUACAGACUGGGUCAUUCAUCCCAACUAUUCUUCUGCUAGUUUACAAAAUGACAUUGCGCUGCUGAAGCUGAGGUCAAGGGCCAGGAUCAAUGAGAAUGUGACAUUUAUUUCCAUACCCAGGAGUAAUGAACAUGUGAGAGUAGGAACUAGAUGUAGGGUGGCUGGCUGGGGUGAUACAUCUGUGUACGGGAGCACAACUGAUGUGAUGAUGGAGGUGGAUCUGAAGGUGCAAAAUGAGACACUAUGUCAGCAGGAAUUCCAUGACUACCAGCGUCUGUCCAUGAUCUGUGUUGGUGAUCAGAACAGUGGAAAGUCAACUUACGAAGGUGAUUCUGGUGGCCCAUUAGUCUGCAAUAAGAAGGCUCAUGGCAUUGUUUCUUAUGGACCUUCAGGCCGCCUCCUACCUUUGGUAUUUACCAGAGUCUCCUAUUUUGUGCCCUGGAUACGUCAGCAGCUGAGGAGGUUUGCACUCCAAGAGCUACCUGCCUCUCCAUCCUCCCAAUAA
Catharus ustulatus (Swainson's thrush) is the source of this 798-nucleotide messenger RNA. Its product is annotated as cathepsin G-like. Gene Ontology annotation, cellular component: intracellular membrane-bounded organelle; cytoplasm. NCBI's taxonomy places the organism in Eukaryota, Metazoa, Chordata, Aves, Passeriformes, Turdidae. The record is from RefSeq and is a predicted model, not a curated record. Gene Ontology annotation, molecular function: serine-type endopeptidase activity. The transcript has 5 exons. Bases 1 to 798 code for a protein of 265 amino acids. Gene Ontology annotation, biological process: proteolysis.